This is a messenger RNA of Aspergillus steynii IBT 23096, 2681 nucleotides long. RefSeq lists its product as uncharacterized. The transcript has 2 exons. Gene Ontology annotation, molecular function: lipid binding. NCBI's taxonomy places the organism in Eukaryota, Fungi, Ascomycota, Eurotiomycetes, Eurotiales, Aspergillaceae. The record is from RefSeq and is a predicted model, not a curated record. The coding region runs from base 246 to 2447 and encodes 733 amino acids.
CAGGAUCUGAAAAACAGAUCACCUGAUGUAAAAGCGGCGACGGUGACGCAAGAGUGAAAUGAAAUGCCAACGAAGACCGGCUCAAUGCAGUUAGUCCGCCUGCCAUGACAUGCCAUUCCACGCCUCCGCUUUCCCAAUCCCUCUCUUCCUCUCCUUGACAAUCCAUCCGACGACCAUCGGGCAUCGCACCCCCUACAAACAAUUCAUCCCGAUAGCGACGUCGACGGGUCGGCCCAUCGCCCACCAUGCCGCACGAGGAGACCGAGCCGCUUCUCCCGCGAUACGAGGAGGACACCACCCUCCAGCGCCGCCUGCAUCAGAAGCUACACACCUAUCAGAUGCUUCGCGCCCUCUCGGAGGGUUACAUGCCGUCGACCGACCAAGUCAUCGCCAAUCUCCGCACCCUAUUGGCCACCGACAUCCUCAAUCCUCGGUCUCAGGAGAUCGGCUCCGUCGGCCGCCAAUUGAUUCGGGAUUGCCGUCUCUGGGUCCAGGUGUUCAUCGAGCUACUGCGGGAUAAAAAUGGAACCGAUCAGCUGCAGGAUUUUCUGUGGCAUUUGGCCCGAUCUCGUGCCUCCUUGGACCCGAAUCAUCUCUCGCAGCAUGCCGCCCAGGUGAAGGCCAGGGCGGAUACCAAAACCGCGUAUGAUAGUCUCCGAACAGUGGGACAGCUCCUUCUGACCAAUGCGGACUUUCGGCUCUUCGUCAAUGACCUGACCACCGUCGGCCGUCAGAUCUUCUCGGACACGGCAUUCUCCCUGUCGAAUGCCUCGCAGCAGGUGGGCGAGCAGCUGAAACCGUCCGACGAGGAUGUACAGGCAGUGCAGAAGGCGGGUGCGGACGAGGGUCGCGCGCCGACCAAGGAGGACUUGCGCAACGAGGCCGAAGAACUGGUCGAUGUGGCGGGCAGUGGGGUGGUCCGUACGGGCCGGGAUGCCGUGGAUAGCGCCAAAGAACAUCUCGGCGAGCAAGAGAAGGAGACUCUGUUCUAUCGGCUGAAACAGGCCGUUCUGAGACUGCGGCAGCGACCGGAUUAUACAGAUUCCGUCGCGACGCUAGGACAGCUGGUGACUCGUUAUGCUGCGAUCUAUGCCAAUGUCGCCUCCGAUGUCGUCACGACCGCCGAGGACGAGGUGGACAUUAAUGCAGACCUCAAAGAGGCGGUGGAAAGGUUCUGGGUGCUACUUCAGUCAUUCGGUGACUCGAAGGAGUGGAAAGUUCUAGAGCAGGACUUCUCGCAAGUGCUGCAGCAUGCGAACAAGGACCCCGAGUUUGAGACAUUCAUGUCAGAAAUUGGCUUCUCUAUUCAGGAGAUGCUGACCAACCCUGAUUUCUUCGACAAUGCCUCGGAAAAGAUAGGUGAACUAGAAGGCAAGUCCAAGAAAGUGGGUGCUGGGUCCAAUUUGCGCCAGGAUGUGGAUGCCUUCCUGGUACAGGCAAAACGGGCCCUGCGAACCGUUCCGGAAGACACCGCGGUGUCUAAGCUGGUGGAUGUCACCAACAAAAUCUACAAGGAUGCAUGGGCGGGGUAUCAUGACCAGAAAAGCCGACUGCCGGUCGACAUGCUCGAAGUGCUCUUCCCUCUCAUCCUCCGCCACAUCCAGUACAUCCCAAUCCCGCGCCUUGAAAUCUCCGCGCCAGAACUCGAUCUUCUGCUGGAAAACUUGAUACUGGAGCCGGGGCACGGUGUCCAAUAUUCCUCAUUCCUUCCAUAUCGGAUGCACCUCACCACGCGUAACGACAUCGACAUUUUGAAGAGACACUCGAAGCGUACAGAGACCGAUUUGAAGACCACUUUCACCGCUACCGUCAUGGGCCUCAACCUCAGCGCCUCGGAAUUCGGAUACUGGCUGCGCACGCACUCCGGCCCAUUCUGCCUCUUCAAAGACGAAGGAAUCGCCAGCUUCUUCCUGGACAAACGAGGCGUGGACAUCUCCCUCGAUAUCGAAGUCGGCCGCGAACGCCUCGAGCAAAUCUUCACCUUGCGCGGUGUGCGCGUGGUUAUCCACAAGCUGAACUACAAAGUUCACCGCAGCAGAUGGCGAUUCCUUCUCUGGCUGACCAAGCCGUUCCUCAAACACAUGCUGCGCCGGGUGCUUGAGAAAAAGAUCGCCGAGCAGAUCGUCCAGGCCGCGUUUGCCCUGAACCGCGAGCUGGUCUUCGCCCGGGAACGGCUGCGUGCCGCGCAAAUCGCCAAUCCCCGCGACCUGGCUAGUCUUGUCCGCGCCAUCCUCGCUCGUCUUCAGCCCGUCUCGGACGUAGAGACCCGCAUCGCUCUCGACGCGCCAGGUCGCGGCGUCUUCAAGGGCGUGUAUGCUCCCGGGAGUCUGGCCAAGGUCUGGCACGAAGAAGCCCUGCGGGCUCAGGAAGCCAUUGAAGAGGGUGAAGAAAGUCAGGGACUAGGACGGACAUGGCGAAAUGAUAUUUUUGAUGUUCCGAGACGGUGAUGUGUGGGUACUUAAUGAUGCCUGAUGCUUAAAUACUGAUGUCGGGGCUGGGAGUGUCUCGAUGCUACUUCUCUACUGACUGAUCUGAUCUGAUUGAUAUGACGAUACGAGCUGUAUUUUCUUUUCUUUAUGUUUUUAUCUCCGGCUUAUUGCACCGGACAGCUGUCAAAUAUCUAAUGAAUGCUAUGCUACGAAAUGGUAUGAAAAAUCAACGCCUCUCCGGCCCGCACAUUG